Molecule: messenger RNA, 1200 nt
Organism: Aspergillus terreus NIH2624
Lineage: Eukaryota; Fungi; Ascomycota; Eurotiomycetes; Eurotiales; Aspergillaceae
Product: putative pyruvate dehydrogenase E1 component alpha subunit
Exons: 4
Coding region: 1-1200 (399 amino acids)
Biological process (GO): pyruvate decarboxylation to acetyl-CoA
Cellular component (GO): intracellular membrane-bounded organelle
Molecular function (GO): pyruvate dehydrogenase (acetyl-transferring) activity
Source: RefSeq, a predicted model, not a curated record
AUGCUUUUGCGAUUUGCGCCGCGCCCGGCCGGUGCGCGUCCGUUGCUUCCCCACACAGGCCGUCGCUUGCUUGCUCACGUCUCAAACGUCGAAAGCAUACCGAAAGAGGAAGACAAACCAUUUAGUGUGCCGGUAGCAGAAGAUAGUUUCGAGACAUAUCAAUUUGAUCCACCUCCAUAUACCGUGGAAACGACGAAGAGCCAGCUAAAGCAGUUAUAUUAUGAUAUGUCAAUGAUAAGGCGCAUGGAACUGGCCGCCGACAAUCUAUACAAACAGCGAAAAAUCCGCGGCUUCUGCCACCUGUCGACAGGUCAAGAAGCAGUGGCAGUUGGCAUCGAACAUGGGAUCACUAAACAUGACAAGCUCAUUACAGCAUACCGCUCCCAUGGAUUCACCCUGAUGCGAGGAGGGACGAUAAAAUCAAUCAUUGGCGAACUUCUCGGCCGUCGGGAUGGCAUCUCAUAUGGGAAGGGCGGUUCCAUGCAUAUGUUUUGUAAGAGCUUUUUCGGCGGCAAUGGAAUCGUCGGAGCUAAUGUCCCACUUGGGACUGGAAUCGCGUUCGCCCAGCAAUACAACGAUGCGGGGAACGUUACGAUCAAUCUCUAUGGAGAUGGAGCAGCAAACCAGGGCCAGGUGUUCGAGUCCUUCAACAUGGCGAAGUUGUGGAACCUCCCGGUGAUUUUCGGCUGCGAGAACAACAAAUAUGGUAUGGGAACUUCUGUGGAGAGAGCAUCUGCGAUGACGGAAUACUACAAGCGAGGCCAGUACAUUCCCGGGUUGCGAGUUAAUGGGAUGGACGUCCUUGCGGUGCUUGCAGCAAUCCGGCACGGCAAACGUUUUGUCCAAGCUGGAAACGGGCCUCUUCUCUACGAAUAUCAGACAUAUCGGUACGCUGGACAUUCUAUGUCUGAUCCUGGUAUUGCAUACCGCAGCCGAGAGGAAGUGCAGUCAGAGCGCUCUAACGACCCAAUUUCGAAUUUGAAAGAGAGAUUGGUUGAUUGGGGAGUUAUGACGGAGGAUGAGGCUAAAGCCAUUGACAAGGAUGUUCGCGAGAAGGUCAACGAGGAGGUUUCAGAAGCAGAAAAAAUGCCCGAUCCAGAGCCCAGGCUGGACGUCUUAUUUGAAGACAUCUAUGUCCGUGGUAGCGAGCCCAGCCAACGACGAGGAAGGACAGUUGACGAGACGUAUUACCGAGGUUAG